AUGCAAUACAUGAGAGUUGGAAGCUCCGGCCUCAAAGUCUCCAAGAUCAUAGUUGGCUGUAUGACCUAUGGUGACAAGAACUGGCAACCCUGGGUCCUGACCCAAGAAGAGGCAUUCCCUAUCCUCAAGCAUGCAUAUGAUUCUGGUAUCAACACAUUCGAUGUCGCCGAUGUAAAUUCCAAUGGACGCUCAGAGGAGAUCCUUGGCGCCUUCUUCAAAGAGUAUAAUAUCCCUCGGAACAAAGUUGUCAUCAUGACCAAGGUGUUCCAUUUCGUCGAUCCUGCGAGAGGAGCUGUUGAUGCCGCUGGCCAAGCGAGAAACGAUGAUGUUCAGGUGAAUCAAGUCGGACUAUCAAGAAAGCACAUUUUCGACGCUGUAGACGCCAGCAUUGCCCGCCUCGGUACUUAUAUUGACGUUCUCCAAACUCACCGUCUUGAUCGCGAAGUGUCACUCGAAGAAACCAUGAAAGUCUUAAAUGAUAUCAUGGCAGCCUGGGAGUUCCAGAUGGCGCAGAACGUAGCCGAAAAACACAACUGGCAUAAGUUCAUCUCAAUGCAAGGCUUCUACAACCUGCUCUACCGCGAAGAGGAGCGCGAGAUGAACGCAUACUGCAGGGAAGCCAAGAUUGGCCUUUUUCCCUGGUCGCCACUAGCCGCCGGUGUGCUCGCCCACUCCUGGGAAGAUCGCACUGAUGAACGUGAGAAGAGUGAUGUCUUCUUGAAGCUACUUUUCCGUGGUAAGCAUCUUGAGGCUGAUCAAGAAAUUGUACGAAGGGUGGAAGAAUUGGCUGGUAAGAGGGGUGUUAGCAUGGCCAUCAUUGCGAUUGCUUGGAUUAUAUCAAAGGGAGGAAUGGCGCCUGUCUGCGGAUUAUACAACAAACAGCAGGUGGAUGAUAGUUUGAAAGCUUUAAGUGUUCAACUUACCGAACAGGAAAGUAAAUAUUUGGAGGAGACUUAUGUUCCAAAGCAUGUUAUGGGUUACUGA
Botrytis sinoallii is the source of this 984-nucleotide messenger RNA. RefSeq lists its product as uncharacterized. Lineage: Eukaryota; Fungi; Ascomycota; Leotiomycetes; Helotiales; Sclerotiniaceae. Bases 1 to 984 code for a protein of 327 amino acids. The transcript has 3 exons. The record is from RefSeq and is a predicted model, not a curated record.